AUGGCCGCAGAAAAGAAUACCAUCACGUACAGCCAGUUUGCCUGCAUCGGCACUGGCUUCUCGGGCAUCGGCCUGGGCGCGACCCUGAAGCGAUGGUACAACAUCUCCGACGUGGUGCUGUUUGAGCGCGAGAGCAAGCUGGGCGGCACAUGGCUCAUCAACCAGUAUCCAGGAUGCGCUUGUGACAUCCCUGCACCGCUGUACAGCUUCUCCUUUGAACCCAACGGCGAAUGGAACGCGCUCUUCAACGUGCAGACCGACAUUCUCGGCUACCUGGCCAACGUCGCGGAAAAGUACGACCUCGUGUCCAAGAUGCGCUUCAACUCGACCGUCGAGCGCUGCGAGUGGAACGAGGCCCGCGCCCGCUGGCGCAUGGACGUUCGCGACAACAAGACCGGCACCGUCUUCUACCACGAGUGCAAGUUUCUCUUCAGCGGCGUCGGCCAGCUGAUCCAGCCGCGCAUCCCCGACUUCCCCGGCAUCGACACCUUCCGCGGCGACAUGUUCCACGCCGCGCGCUGGAACCACGACGUGUCCGUCAAGGACAAGAACGUCGUCGUCGUCGGCAACGGCUGCACGGCCAACCAGAUCGUGCCCGCCAUCGUCCGGGACACCAAGUCGCUGACGCAGAUUGUGCGCUCCAAGCACUGGAUCGUCAAGCCGCCGCUGAUGCCCAACGUGCGCCUCAUGAGCUUCCUCUUCCGCAAGAUCCCCGGCCUGCUCAAGCUGAUGCGCCUGGCCAUCUGGCUGGCGCUGGAGAACUCGUGGCGCGCCUUCUAUGCGACGAGCUACGCCGCCGCCCUGCGCAAGGGCGCCGAGGACACCACGCGCGCCUACAUGAAGGAGCUCGCCCCGGCCAAGUACCACGACAUGCUCAUCCCCGACUUCCCCAUCGGCUGCAAGCGCCGCAUCUUCAACCCGGGCUACCUCGAGUCCCUCAACGAGGAGAAUCUCACACUGACGGACAAUGCCAUUCUCGAAAUCGUCCCCGAGGGCGUGCGCACAAAGGACGGCGUCAUCGAGGCCGACGUCAUUGCGCUCGCUACGGGGUACAUUACAAACAGCUUCCUGCCCCGCGUCCAAGUCGUCGGCAAGAACGGCGAGUCCGCCGAGGAGCACUGGAAAAAGACCAACGGCGCCGGAGCGUAUAAUACCGUAUUGCUCAGUGGUUUCCCCAACUUUUUCAUGAUUCUAGGCCCCAAUAGCGUCACCGGCCAUACCUCGACCGUUUUUGCCAUUGAGAAUGCCAUCAAUUACUCGCUGCGCAUCCUCAAGCCCGUGCUGGACGGCGAGGCCACCUCCAUCGACUGCUCGCAAGAAGCCGAGGACCGCUGGGAUCAGAAGAUACAAGACGGUCUGCAAAAGACGGUGUGGAAAGACGGCAACUGCGACAACUGGUACUCUCGCGAUGCCCAGGGGAAGCAGGCCCGCAACGCGUCGACGUAUCCCUUUACGCAGGGUCACUUUUGGUACAAGUGCGUCUUUCCAGACUACGAGGACCUGGCAUACACUCCCGCCCUCGACCGCCGGGCAAAGAAGCUCGGCCGCUACCUCAAGAUUGCCGCUCUUGCACUUGCGCUCUUCGCGUCUUUCAAGGCGGCACGCGCCGUCAGGGAGGACGGCCUCAAGAGUGUCGUCCAAGGCUACGCCAUCCAGGCUUUCAUCAAGUUUCACAUGCUUCGCAUGCGCGUCCGACAAGCCAUCGGCGCCAAAUAG
Akanthomyces muscarius is the source of this 1716-nucleotide messenger RNA. RefSeq lists its product as uncharacterized. Lineage: Eukaryota; Fungi; Ascomycota; Sordariomycetes; Hypocreales; Cordycipitaceae. The transcript is spliced from 4 exons. Gene Ontology annotation, molecular function: flavin adenine dinucleotide binding; N,N-dimethylaniline monooxygenase activity; NADP binding. The record is from RefSeq and is a predicted model, not a curated record. The coding region runs from base 1 to 1716 and encodes 571 amino acids.